UUCAAACUGGCGCGAAACCUGUCCGGACCAAGUGCCAACCCCCAAAUAAACCAAGUGGAACAGAAAAAGGGCUAGUGAGUAAGCGAUUGAAUCCCUUCUUUCUUUGAAAAUGAAUGACCCAAGCACACAUAAUAGACCUCACGUGACGCGGAAUAGACGUAACACAUCUCGUGACUAUCAGUAUCAAGGUAGUCACUGCCGGCGUCACGUAAUCCUCGAUACGCUGGCUUCAUAAGCGCCGAACGGCACUAUUUUCAUCAUAUCUGUAGUACUAAAGGAUGGACCUGAUCAUCGUGCAGCUUCUGACCCUCCUCGGACUUCUGGUUACAUGUUUGACAUUCUCCUUGAUCCCACUGGCCCUGGCAUGGAGGGCAUCCAGGCCGUCGUCAAUAAACAACAGACUGGGCUCCCGUUUUCUUGGCAAGGUGAACAGCUUCGUGGGGGGAGUUUUCUUCGCAACGUGUUUUCUUCACUUGCUGCCAGAAGUGAGGAAGGACCUUGGGAACAACUUGCGUGGAUACGGGAUCGUUACGGCUUAUCCCGUAGCCGAACUGGUGACGUGUGUUGGGUUUUUCAUAGUUCAUCUGGUGGAAAGUUUGACACAUCUUUGUUUACCUCAUGACGAAAGUCCGUCCCGGGACCGACGAUCGUACAACACAGUCGAUGAGGAGGGCACAACUCGUCCAUUGAUAAGAGGUGAAUCCAAGGUGGACUACGGGGCAGUCAAUCCUUCGGCACAAGGGACAGGGCCAUCAGACAGUUCUGUGGAAGUAAUACGUGAUGACAGGGACGUGGGAAGAAACGUACAUACAUUCCUGCUUCUUAUCGCUUUAAGCGUUCACGGGACGUUUGAAGGUGUUGCACUGGGUGUCCAAUCCUCACAAUCAUCUCUUCUAUCGCUGUUUUUCGUAGUUGUCGUCCACAAAAGCAUCUUAGCCCUCAGUCUUGGGAUGAACGUCGCAACCGGUGACCUGUCAUUACCAUACAAAGUCAUCACCUGCGUAGUUUUUAGUCUAGCCGGUCCAGUAGGACAAGGUAUUGGCCUCCUGGUCACCAACGCAGACGGCGGUGGUCUCGUCACCGGCAUUCUGCAGGGGGUGGCUGCGGGAACUCUGCUUCAUGUCACGUUCAUGGAGGUACUUUCCAAAGACAUGAAAACAAGCGAUAUGCUAUCUACGCUGUCUGCCGUCAUUGGGUUCGCUCUCAUCGCAGGGUUGACUCUCUUGGAUUGAAAAACAUUCAUUCGAUAGCGUAUGGCAUUAACAUGCUCCAUUGCAACCAUUUAUGUAAUUGCGUUAUUCUUUCUUUUGUUUUGUUGAAGGACUUGUAAUAUAAACGACAGGAAUAUUCACCCUUGAACUUGAACAUAUGUCUCGAUAAAAACGCGAUGCCAAAAAUGUGUACAUGUGUAUUGUUUUAUUUAUGUAUUGUGUAAGUUCGAAUUCGUUCUUUUCAUACAUGUAAUUGGACUAAUCUUGAAUUAAGGAGUUAUGUAUGUAUCGUGAUGCAUGCACGUUUGCCUAAGGACAGCUGGUUAUGGGGUUAUGAGGAAUUUUGAGGAUGAUCGCUAACUUUUUAGGUAUUUUUCUCUGGGUAGUGUUUUUCAUUUUGAAGACAUUGCUCGUUUCCAUAACCCCUAUCACUCCCUUGUGCGUCACUUUUAAUUUAUUUGUUACGAUGUGGAUUUUAAUGAUUUGUUACACGGUGGUUUUUGCGACCACCGUGUAUCAUAGGCUUGUACUUCCAAGGAAGACCUACUUGUUCCAUUCGUUGUGAAUUAAGUAUAUGUAAUGUCAGGGAUUUUUAAAAAAAGGGACAACACUGUGUAGUUCAUAUCAUGAGAAUGGAAUUUUGCCUUGAAUUUCCUAUGCACUGGUUCUCAGGAAGAAGGACGUUUUGUCUGGUCAGUAUUUGUUUUUCUCACGGCAUAGCUACAGGUGGACAUCAUUACCUUCGUCAUUGUCGGCAGGAACAGUAAUGUAAUAGAAAUGCCAAAUAGCCAUACUCAUCUUUUACACCAACGGAAAGGAAAAUAAACCAAUUGUUAAUGAUCCAGAA
Messenger RNA from Branchiostoma floridae (Florida lancelet), 2058 nucleotides. RefSeq names its product zinc transporter ZIP3-like. NCBI's taxonomy places the organism in Eukaryota, Metazoa, Chordata, Leptocardii, Amphioxiformes, Branchiostomatidae. Gene Ontology annotation, molecular function: zinc ion transmembrane transporter activity. The coding region runs from base 279 to 1232 and encodes 317 amino acids. The record is from RefSeq and is a predicted model, not a curated record. Gene Ontology annotation, cellular component: plasma membrane. Gene Ontology annotation, biological process: zinc ion transmembrane transport. The transcript has a single exon.